This is a messenger RNA of Megalops cyprinoides (Indo-Pacific tarpon), 2074 nucleotides long. RefSeq names its product oxidative stress responsive serine-rich 1 (gene oser1). Bases 351 to 1280 code for a protein of 309 amino acids. The transcript is spliced from 4 exons. The record is from RefSeq and is a predicted model, not a curated record. Lineage: Eukaryota; Metazoa; Chordata; Actinopteri; Elopiformes; Megalopidae. Gene Ontology annotation, biological process: cellular response to hydrogen peroxide.
GUCACUGCAAGUGUUUCGAGUGUAAACAAGGGGUUGACGGAAGAAAAGUCUAGAAGUGGCCAUUAUAAUUUUAUUUUUCACAUAAUUUUUGCAGUUACAUUGAUUCACUGAAACCUCUUUGUUUCAGAAUGCUUUGAUUCCGGAUGGUCGCUGUGCCUAGAGCGGAAAUGCAGUAGUUAGCGUUUGGAGCAGAGACAGACCGCGGAGGAGAGGCAUCCAUUUCUCGGCCUGCCGUGGGUGUCGCAGCGAGGGGCUGGAAAGUCCCCUGCAUGCCCGGGCCUAUCUCAGUCUGGACCGCAGGCGGGAGCCCCUGAGCCCAUUGUGGCUGUUUACGGCACAUUGUUUCCACCAUGGAGUCCGGAGCCAAUCACUGCGAAGAGGAGACGCUGCAGACUGCCUUCAAAAAGCUCCGAGUCGAUGCAGAUAGCCCCGCUGCAGCAGUGCGUGUCUGUGAGGCUUUGGCCCAAAGGACGGCUGCUCGGGCCAACACAGAGGGCGUCAAGGCUAAAGGGGCGUGUCCUAAAGAGAACUGGCAUGGAUGUAUGCGCAAGACAUCCAGGGGAACAGUAAGGAGCCAGAGACGAAGAAGGUCAAAGUCUCCCAUCCUUCAUCCCCCGAAAUUCACCUACUGCGGCUCCAAGAUGUCCCCGCCGCCAGGACACCUAAAGCACAAGAGCCUGCCUGAGGCGGAAGACAGCGGCGCUGCCCUGGGUGUCCCUGCCAAGAAGGAAUUGCUGUCCUCGGGCCACUCCUCCCCGGUGUUCGGGGCCGCCGGGUACGAACCCCACCCCCGCGAACCUCAGGGAGGGGCGGCCGCCCCGGAGGUCCACCUCAGACCGCCGUCCGACGAUGAGGGCGCCGGCGAGGCCCCGUGCCUGGGGCGAAGCCUCGGCCUCCCCUCGGAGAGAGCCGCGAGCGCCGCCGCCGCCUCCGACUUCCAGUCCCUGUCAAGGCUGAGUGAGAACAGAGGCUGCCCGUGCGCCGAGGCCGAGUGCCAGUGCCGUGGCUGGCAGGGCGUGGAGGUCUACUCCUUCACCGGGCUGAGAGACGUCAUUUCGGAGUGCGAGAGGAACCUGGCCGGCGGCGAGGACGCCUCUCAGACCUCACCGCACCGGCGAACUCAGAGCACCACCGGGAAUUCCGGCUCACCGCGCUCCUGUUCUGAACAGGCCCGGGCCUACGUGGAUGACAUCACAAUAGAGGACCUUUCGGGCUACAUGGAAUACUACCUGUAUAUUCCCAAGAAAAUGUCACACAUGGCUGAGAUGAUGUACACUUAAAAAUGAAAGGUGUUUCGCAGGGGUUGCUGAUAAAUGGUUAGGCAUGAUUUAAUAAUCCAACAACCAUCAUAGGGUAAACUGUUUUCUUCUCAGUCUUUUUUCUUUCUUUUUCUCCUUAAUCUCCUGAAGUAGUGCUGAAACACAUAUCGAGACAUACCUGCUUCUUAUUUUCAUUUCUGUCUUUUCUUUUUGAAAGGAGCUGAUUGUUUUUAUCUCUGGUUUACAUAAGAAGUUGCCAAAGCUCUUUUGCAAAAACUACAGGUGUGAUUAAUAGUAUGUGCAAACUUGUUAUGCCAAGUUUUGUUUUCCAUGUCCAAGGAUGUCCAAUGUCUUUGGAGUUUCCAUUUGACUUAAUAAAGCCGUAUGUUAUAAGUGCUGCAUUGAAAUUCGAAAUUCCCUUGUUUUUCAGAUGAAUGCAUGCUCCUUGGUUGAUAUGUGCUUUUUCAAGGUUCUUUAUUUAAGCCCUAAAGAAUAAUUACAUUUAAAUUAGUCUAAUACAGCUCAGAUGGAGCGCUUCCAGCAUCUGACAAUGAUGGUAUUUAGUGUGAUUCAACAGCCAUGACAAAGUACACUCAUUAAGUAGUAAGUGAGAGAAGUUUGAUUGUGCCACAAAAGCAAAGCAUCUGGAACACUGACUGUAUUUGCAUUUACUUGGUCAGUGGAUUGUGGAGGGCUGUCAUGCCUGCAGUCCCCAGAAUAUAGAUCUGUAAUAGAUAUAAAUUAUGUCAACAUCUUGUGCAUCUGUUUUGAAGUAAGUGUGUCAUCCAAAUAAAGUGCACUGAAAGGCAUUGAAA